AAAAAAGGUUAAAAAAACGGGAACUAUGAUAUUUUAAGCAACAUUUUUACACAGCAAAUGUGAACAAUUAUUACAGUGCAUUAAAUAGUGUUUAGUUAGCCGUGAUCAAACAAUUUGCUAUCCGCCAUACCGCGUUGGAUAUUUCUCGUUCGGUUAUGGUUAAAAAUUACAAAUGCUGCAAAAAACUGACGAAGUGUAGUGAAGUGACUUUUAAGAGUGUCUUGUGCAAAUCAAGUACUUUAAUCUAAAAUCCUAAGCACUGUUUUAAAUAAAUCACAAUAUCAUAUGUGUUAUAUACGAUUUAUUUGCAAGCUAAGUAAUUAGUCGAUUGGCACUUGCGACGAGUCGUUGGGAACAUCGAACACAUUGAGGCUUCCGGAUCGAAUCCUGCCGCUUUCAUACCUACGAAACGACGUUUACUUUUAUUUUAUUUUAUUUUUUAUUUUUUUUACCACUAAACAACAAUGGAAGACCAAUUUCAAUUGUUGUUUGAGAAAAUGAGAAUUGAAAUGAAGGAACAAAAUACAAAAUUGGAAGAAUCGUUAACUAACAAAAUAAUAAAUAGAAUUGAUGAGAAAUUAAAACCUAUCUUAGCAGAAAAUGAAAACCUAAAAUUAAAAGUCGCAACCUUAGAAAACGAAGUCGAAUAUUUAAGAAGAGAAAAAAAGGAAAACAAUUUAGUCAUUUUUAACUUGAAAGAGGAGGAAUGUAGUAGUACCGAGUUAUUGCAGAAUGUCCAAAGGCAAUGUCUGGCGGAUUUAAAUAUAACACUCGAAAAAACAGAGGUAAAUAAAAUAUACCGUAUCGGAAAACCGACAAAACAGGAAGGAAAACCAAGGCCCAUUUUAAUAUCCUUCGUUAAUAGUUGGAAGAAACAGGAAAUCUUAAAAAAUAAGAGAAAGUUCAAGCAAUUGUUUAUUUCUGAAGACUUUUCCAAAGAAGUGUUAGAAAAAAGAAAAUUAUUGAAAUUAAAAUUAAUAGAAGAACUAAAGAAUGGCAAGAUUGCAUAUUUAAAAUACGACCAACUUAUAGUCAAGGAAAAUGUUUCUAACACAGACAAAAGGAAGAGAGAACUAUCAGCUUCUCCACAAACUGAACAUAUGGCUCAACCAAAAAAACAACAGGCACUUCUUUCGUCUAAAACUAACCGAACAAAUGCUUUUGACAUGAUGAGGGCCAGAUCGAACUCUCUUUCUAAACCUACUUCCUCUGAUAAAAGAUCAUAGCAACCAUGUGUUGGUACCCAGAAAACAAAUAAAAUAAUAAGAACAAUCUCCCCCAAUACGGCUGGUCCCCGUGGGGGCAGUAGACCACCACCCUCCACCCAAAAAAUAGAAAAACACUCUCGCCUUAUUCAAGGCACACGAAUUUGUACAAUGAAUGUAAGGUCGCUCGUAGGCAACGGCCGUCAAGAGGAAUUAGAACAUGCUCUGCAAACCAUAAAGUGGGAUAUUCUUGGUCUCUCUGAUAUAAGAAAAGAGGGAACACACAUUAUUGAAUACGAAGACUACAUCUUUUUAUACACCGGAAAGAAAAGUGGAAGAAAUGGUGUAGGAUUUAUGGUUAAAAAGGAGUUGAAAUCAAAUAUUGUAGAUUUCGAGGUUCUAUCAGACAGAGUAGCAAAACUUGAAAUGUCCUUUAAUAAUUAUAAGAUUAACAUAAUUCAAGUCUAUGCCCCCACAGCGAAGUCAAGCCAAGAAGACAUAGAUAUUUUUUAUGAUAGCUUAAAUAAUGCACUAGUAAAUUCUCUGCCAUACACAAUUGUGCUUGGAGAUUUUAACGCACAAAUAGGCCGAGCCACUCCAGAUGAAAAGUUGGUUAUGGGUUUAUGGGGACACGGUAAGAGAAGCGAGCGAGGCAAACGACUUAUUGACUUUUGUUUAGAAAAACAACUGUUUAUUGUGAACUCUUAUUUCAAGAAAAA
Pieris rapae (cabbage white) is the source of this 1924-nucleotide messenger RNA. RefSeq lists its product as uncharacterized. The coding region runs from base 465 to 1226 and encodes 253 amino acids. Lineage: Eukaryota; Metazoa; Arthropoda; Insecta; Lepidoptera; Pieridae. The record is from RefSeq and is a predicted model, not a curated record. The transcript has a single exon.